Molecule: messenger RNA, 5214 nt
Organism: Aedes albopictus (Asian tiger mosquito)
Lineage: Eukaryota; Metazoa; Arthropoda; Insecta; Diptera; Culicidae
Exons: 4
Coding region: 192-3704 (1170 amino acids)
Biological process (GO): transmembrane transport; monoatomic ion transport
Cellular component (GO): membrane
Molecular function (GO): protein binding; monoatomic ion channel activity
Source: RefSeq, a predicted model, not a curated record
CCACAGUCCACAAUUCAGCUCAGUUCUUCUCCGGUCACUAAUCGAGUCGCGUCGAGCGAACGGCUGAGCCGAGCCGUACCGCACACCUAGGAGGAAGCUCUUCAUAUAAUUGUCAAGGUCAUCCGGGAAAGGUGGCGGCUCGGUCUAAUAAAGUGUAGUGAUUCGAUUUUUCUAUUGUUAGUUCGGCAAUCAUGGAUCGCGUUCGUGAAGCUGAAGAAGGACUACUGCAGAAUGGUGCUGAAUCGAAAAACCCGACAAAACAGACGUCAAGACGUGAAGAAUUGAACAAACUAAAGGACAGUUUUUUCGAAAAACAGAAAAAGAUAUUCGAAGCGUUCCACAGCAUCGUGUUGCCUCCCAUCAUAUGGGUCACCCUUGCCGACAUACACGCAUCCAUCAAGAAUGGUACCUUCGAAACAUUGCUGCAGUUGUUGAAACAUUUUACACGUGCCAACAUUCCAACGCAAAGUUCGGAGUCAUCCAAUUCCAUUGUGGGGCGGCUCAACGAUUACUUGCGACGGGAAUCAAACAGGACGGACACCGUGGCGGAUACACUACUCAAUCUCAUUGACGAUCUUCGCAAGCUAGCAUCGACCUUCUCGAAGAAACACAACAAAGAUAAGUCAACUGAGCUGAUCGAACUCAGAAGUAAAUUUUUAAAAUUCAUCGAUGCAUCUGGAACUAUGCUCGGAUUGGGUGUCAAUGACCCUGGUGAAUCUAGCACUGAACAAUGCUAUCAAACGGCAAAAGACUUGAUCGAAAGUUCCGGAGGGCAACUCGAUGAGUGGUGUAUCCAACCAGACAUAGCUGAAUUACACAAACUUUUCGAAGAACUGAACAUCAAGGCUGAUUCGCGUACGAUUGCUGAGCCGAAAACGUUGCUUCAAACUGCCAAAACGCACGGAUCGCUCACCAUCAUGCUGAAAAGGUCUGACAUCUUCGGGCCGUUUCUGGAAACUAUACUGACACGGUUCAAUGCGAUCAACGAGCGCUUCCAACCUGAUCUGGACAAUCCCCUUCAUUACGCGACUCGAAACUUCGACGACAAUUUCUUCCAGUGGCUUCAGAACCAGGGCUCGUUGGAUAUCAACAACAGAAACAAGGCGCAGAAGACUGCAUUGUUUAUGCUGUGUGAACAGUAUACUUCAGUGAGGCAAAAGUUUGUAAAAUGCAGAACGGUCCCCGAACGGAACGAACACCAUGAAAGACUACUAACCUACCGUAAAUUCAUUGAGAAGCUUCUUUCGUCCGGAGCGGACUUCAAUAUCUGCAGCAGUAAAGCGCUUUUACCGUUCGAGUUUUUAGUGGAUCUCAAGGAGGAACUCGAUCCAUCUAAAAAGGCAAAAACAGUUUCUUCCUGGUUAAAGCAAUUGCAAGCAGAUGAACAGAAGUUUUUGGAAACCUGUGAAAGAGUCACUCAACAUACUAUUCUUAAGAGGGUUGUUGUGAAGAAAGACAAAAAAUUUCCUACUGGAAAUUUUGGAACCAUAACGGUUGAGCUGCUGGAGGUUUUCUUGAGAUUUAAGGAACAAAUUUUGUUUAAAAACGAACUUGUAAACCUCGAGUUGAAAGAGGUUGACGAACCCAAGGUUAUCACAUUACUUUUGCAUCCAGCGGUCGAACUAAAUCUAGACAAGACCGUUGCGGAAAUUAUAAAGUGUUUCGGCGAACAACUAUUUGCAACAUCAGAGGAGCAUUCAUGUGAACUUAAGUAUCGUAUUGAGCUGAAAGGUCUGCUACGGAAGGCAUGCGAGAGUGCGAACAAAGACACCCUCGCGCUGUUAGUGAACAAAAUGGACAAAGACAGGCAGCUCAUCAACGAUGAAAGUCUGCUGGUCAACACGUUGAAUCGCAUUAAGAAUCUGUCCGACGACAAUGCCGACAAAGCCAAACUUCUGGCGUGUGUCCAAUGGAUGGCUGCCGAUGGAAGAAUCUACCAGUCCCGAGGAGAUUCCAAUGGCAACACUGCUCUGCAUAUAGCCUUGAAGUCCGGGCUCGUAGAUGUGGCCAAAUUGCUGCUUUCGAAGUCCAAGUUUCUAUAUCUGGGAGUUCAGAAUAACAAGGGUGAAACGCCUAUGGCUUAUGCGUCUUAUGAUUUUUACAAAAACUACCUUGAUAGUUGUGUCAAUACUACUUCGACUUCAGGCACAGCGGUAACUGUUCCGAUUGACCUGGAAGGAAUCAAUCCAUUUUGGUUCAAAAAGACUAAAGAAAAAGAGGAUUUGAUGUUUCCUAAAACUGGGUCAAUAGAUUAUAAAGGAAAAAAGAAAUUCUCUUCGAUGGAUUGCAUCAAGGUCAUUGCGGAAUCUAAGGAGCAUAACCCUCUUCUAUACCACCCAGUUAUCUACACGUAUGUCCUAAUCGAAUGGAUUAGGUACAGUAAAUGGCAUGUCACAAAUUUAGUACUUACCUUGAUAACUGUCAUUGCAUUUGGCUACUUUUCAAUUGACUAUAUUUGCAAUGGAAACUUUUCUCUGCUUCCUUACGUUACCAGUUGGUUUGGUGUUGCUUACCUCUUCGUAAGAGAACUGCUACAGUGGGUAGUGUUUGGCAAACAAUACUUCUGGAGCUUUCAGAAUUAUUUGGACAUCUCAAACAUUCUGGGAAUGAUUGUCGUGUUGACAUUAAAUGGUCGAUCGGUAAUCACAGCGCUUUCUAUGAUAAUUCUUGCCCUUCAAGUCAUACAGCUAAUUGGUUCACUGCCUUUCAAUACGAUCUCCACGUAUCGAACCAUGUGCCGAAUAGUGGCUCUAAACGUGAUCAAAAGUUUGGCGCUUUUCUGUCCUCUGUUGAUUGCAUUUGCCUUCAGCUUCUAUGUGUUCUACAAUGAUCCACAAUCAUUCAACAAAACUACAACUAAUGAAGCAGACAAUCCGGAAUUCAAUAAAUUUGGAUCAGUUUAUGGUGCCGGUGUCAAAAUUUUGGUCAUGGCCACUGGAGAGUUCGAGGCUGCCGAAAUGAGGAUCGACGGUGGAAUGAUCAUCGUUUUCCUGCUAUUUCUGUUUUGCGUCCCAAUGGUCAUUCAGAACUUGAUCAACGGUUUGGCAAUUAGCGACAUUGUCGAAAUUCGCAACCAAUCCGAAUCGAUCAGUCUCACAGAAAAAGUACAACUUCUUGCUCAGUUUGAAGCGGGAGUGUCUCGUAAAGCCUGUAAACCUCUUAAGGCGAUCCUUCUUCAGCUACAAAAGCGAUCGCCGUUACUUUUCUUCGAGUGUUUCUCCAGCAAAGUAACUAUUUCUGUGAAAGACCAAGCCAUAAUUAAGGUUAAGCCUAUACAUCCAAUAACAGCAAAACAUCGAAGCUUUGCUGACUCAAAUAAAAAAUCUGCUUUGCAACGCCACGACGCUAAGAAUAACAUGGAGAUGGCACCUCCGCAAAGUGUCUCCGACGUGGACGCUAAUUUCGAGAAGAACAAACCGACCAGAGACGGCUGGCAAAGCAUUCCGAGGAUUCCUGGUCUGCCCACUUUCGUGGCAACGCUCGAAGAAACCAUACUGAAAGAGUUGCUUGCCAUCCAUGAUCGGAACAUUGCUAGCAAUCAGCAAAAACCGUUGCAAAAACAGCCCAAACACAAAUCUGAAACGGCAACCAAGCAAAAAGAUGAACAAGUGAAUCCUUCAACAGCUAAUGAUGCUGCCGUGAAUCCUACCUCGUCGAGCAAACAACCGGAAACUGAGGUUGAAACCCCUUCAACGACCCAGUAAAUGGCGCCAAAAUCGUCAAACGAUACUUCAGCAUAAGAAAGGGACGUUUCUCCACUAAUUUUGGAAUUAUGUUUAGAUAAAUUGUUUGCUUUAGGUGUAAUCGGUAGGAAUCUUUAUGUCAAUGUUACUACAUCUUUAAAAACUUUCAGGAAAAUAAAACAGGACGUAUUUAUCACUAGGGGUAGGCGGGGCAAUAUGGACACCCUAAGGUUUUUUCUAACUUUACCUGGCAAGAUGUCAAAAAAGUUUAGUGUUUUUAUACAUGAAUCCUUUUAAAGUCUAUUUAGCAUCUAUUGCAUAAGAAUGCUCACGAAGAAAAAUUAUUUAUCCACUUCAAAAAAUGUUUUAAAAAAUGUUAGCUUUUCAUGACCGUCUUCAAGCAUACGGGGCAGAAUGGACACCCCCAUGGGGCAAUAUGGACACCAUGAGACUUUUACGAAUUUCGUACAUUAUUUACACCUAUAAAGUCAUUUCAUUACAAAACAAUUAUUAUGGAUGAAUAAUACGCCGAAGUAGUUCAUUUUUGUUCAGUUAAUUUAAAUUCAGGCUGUUUUGGAUGAAGCUUCGUUUUUGUCGGCAUGUACAGCUGUGCCUAGAACAACUAUUUUCCACUGUUGUCGUUUUUUGACCAAUUUGUUUCACCCUAUGUCUACUAUAGUGAACAUUUAACCGAAAACAUACUGAAGUCGAAGAAUUUGGUUGGUUUGUGAUUUAGGUUAUAUUUUUCCCUUGCCGCUUCUUUCAAAAAGGUGAGUGUCCAUUUUGCCCCGGCAGCAGAGGAUAUUUCCAAACUUGAUUUUUGAUAUAAUAAAGAAGAAAAUAUAAACAUGUUAAGCAUGUAGAUACUGCAAAACUACUUGCAUGUGUUCUAGAAAUAUCAGGUUUAAAUCGACCUGCAAUAAAUUAAUCACUAAAUCUUAUUUUAGAUGGUGUGAAAAUUAUAAUUUCCAUGCACAAAAAAACGGAGAACGCAACUUUUUCGUGUAAAAUCAAGUAUAAUUUUAAUUUCGAAUGUUUCUUUCCUGAAACUACGUUUUAGACAAAUGAACUAUAUUCUCUAUUCAUUAAAAGUUCAAAAAAGUUCGCAUAUUUCAAAAUAUUGAGGGUGUCCAUUCUGCCCCGGGUGUCCAUAAUGCCCCGCCUACCCCUAUGACUGGUAAUCAUAACAUCUAUAGAAAAGUGCAUUUAAGAUAUUUUUUAAAUUACCUUAUUAUGAACUUCAACAUCUAGCAACUCGUCCUAGUCGGUAAAAAAAUGUCUAUUUGAAGGACUAUUUGAAAAGGUAAAACUGAAGAUGGUUAAGGUAUGCAACUAUCGCAUUUUAUAAGUCAGAAGUAACAACAGUACCAAGCAAUGGAAUCACACUAAAAAUAAUGUUGGUAAUGGCCUUCCGUCUUCCGUUCAAAUGUUAACGCAUUCAAAAUGCAAUUGUCAUAGCUAUUCUGUAUUUUUUACGAGAUUGUAACAAUUAAUUUUAUGCAGGAACAAAUAUAUCUGUAAUAUAAUUUUA